AUGCACUCGUUAAGAAUUACACUUAUUCCGAAAGGUGAUGUAAGCUCGGUGUUUAUCCGUCUUCCCCCCGCCAACGUUACGGUACUUCAGGGCUGGGAGGCGAGAUUCUUGUGCCAGAUUCGAGAACAGCGCGGCACUGACUACGUUUUCUGGAAGAAGGUUCACAGCGAUGGAUUUACAGACCUAAUUUCAUAUAACCGGAACGUGGUUAACACAAAUAAGUACACGGUGGAAAGUGACUACACGAUGAGGGUGCGAGAUGUUAUUUUGGACGACGAGGCUUGGUACGAAUGUCAAGCAGGGGUCGAUAGAGCAAAGGCUUUCCUCAGCGUUAGCGUAAUGGCAGCAAACAUGACAUUGUCGGUGUACCCUGCACCCCCGUUUACCGGAAGUACGUUGGUCAACCUGACGUGCCGCGCUCAUCACAGUCGCCCACCUGCAGAUAUCCACUGGUUCCACGGAAAGACUGACGUCACUACGCUCUCGUCUGUCACAUGCCUCAAAGCCGUUGGCGUUGAUGGUUUCGGGAGCACAUCGAGCGUUUUAACCGUUGCGGUAUCAAAUGACGGCCUCUCGUAUCGCUGUGUAGCCUCACUUCCGGGAACUGACGCAACACUGGACCAGAUAUUCUCACCACUUACUUACGGCGCAUCAAGCGCUGCAUCUAUCGUUAUUCCAGACGUGUUGUUCAUGACGAUGAUUUUUCUUAUAAGCAGUUUCUGAAUUAUGUUAAUUUCAAUGGAAGUACUCUCAACCAAAUGAUG
This is a messenger RNA of Mya arenaria, 764 nucleotides long. RefSeq names its product cell adhesion molecule 2-like. Gene Ontology annotation, cellular component: cell-cell junction. Gene Ontology annotation, biological process: cell-cell adhesion. Bases 1 to 723 code for a protein of 240 amino acids. Gene Ontology annotation, molecular function: cell adhesion molecule binding. The transcript is spliced from 6 exons. The record is from RefSeq and is a predicted model, not a curated record. NCBI's taxonomy places the organism in Eukaryota, Metazoa, Mollusca, Bivalvia, Myida, Myidae.